Ixodes scapularis (black-legged tick) is the source of this 797-nucleotide messenger RNA. RefSeq lists its product as uncharacterized. NCBI's taxonomy places the organism in Eukaryota, Metazoa, Arthropoda, Arachnida, Ixodida, Ixodidae. The transcript is spliced from 2 exons. Bases 124 to 639 code for a protein of 171 amino acids. The record is from RefSeq and is a predicted model, not a curated record.
UCUCAAAUCCCAGCUACCAGCGUCGCCGAGGUUGACUGGAGAGCUGUGCGGGACGGGGGGUCUUCGAAGCCGAAGGGCUCGAGGCUCUACGACGCAAGGAAAUGCCCAAGGGACCUGUCAGAGAUGCAGGAUGCUAUCCAUCGUCUGGGCAGUGACCUCUGUGCCCUGGGAGAUUUGCCCUUUGCGAAGCACCUGUGGACUGUCCAGAUCCUGGGUACAGAGUCCAAGUUUGGUAUGGUACCUGUGGGGAGUCCUCUCUCGUACAAACAAACCACGAGUCCCCAUGGGUUCGCCACUUACACAAGCCUCAACAUUGCUCUUUGUAGCAGAGAUGUGUCUAACAGGUCACCUUGUUGGCGUGUACUCUUCUCAUUGGCAAGCAUCUACGAGCCUGCAACACAGAGCCUCAGUGAUGCUGAGACCUCGCUUCUCCAGGAACUUGUUCUUACACUAGCUGGGGCACGUCGACUAGAAAGGAACAGUCAACAGCAGGCCAAGAGUGCAAAGUGGAGGGCUGCACGCAAGGACCACCUCACAGCAUUAUCCUUCGGGGUUGUCCUGAUGAGGGAGUCAUGGACCGCCAUAGGGUUGCACAACCUGGUGCAAGUUCGGGAUCUGUCCCGCGUCAGAGCUAUCUAGUGAGUGCCAAACCUAUGUAGACAAACUGUUUGCAACUCCAGCCCGCCGCUCGCCCUCUUGCGAACAAAUGGAGAACCAGAGGAGCGCGGACAACGGCGGCGGCGCGGAAACAGUGGCAGGGACCGUCAACCUUGAUGCGUGAAGCUGUUUUAACGAAA